AUGGCAAAGACAUAUGAUUAUUUAUUCAAAUUGCUUUUAAUUGGAGAUUCGGGUGUUGGAAAAACUUGUGUGCUCUUUAGGUUUUCUGAAGAUGCAUUCAACACAACCUUCAUUUCUACCAUUGGAAUCGAUUUUAAAAUACGCACAAUUGAAUUAGAUGGGAUACUGCUGGCCAGGAACGUUUUCGUACAAUUACAACAGCUUAUUAUCGUGGAGCUAUGGGUAUAAUGCUUGUUUAUGAUGUAACAAAUGAAAAGAGUUUUGAGAAUAUCAAAAACUGGAUUCGUAACAUUGAAGAAAAUGCAUCGGCGGACGUUGAAAAAAUGUUGCUAGGUAAUAAAUGUGAAUUGACUGACAGGAGACAAGUGUCGAAAGAGAGAGGCGAACAAUUAGCUGUUGAAUAUGGUAUUAAAUUCAUGGAGACUUCGGCUAAAUCAAGUAUCAAUGUCGAGGAGGCUUUUUACACACUAGCACGUGAUAUUAAAGCUAAAAUGGAGAAGAAAUUGGAGGCAUCGAAUCCACCAAAAAGCGGCGGAAAUCAACUAAAAGCAUCAGAACCAGCGAGAAAACCACCGAACUGGCUUUCAAGAUGUACUAUACUCUGA
Messenger RNA from Cotesia congregata, 605 nucleotides. NCBI's taxonomy places the organism in Eukaryota, Metazoa, Arthropoda, Insecta, Hymenoptera, Braconidae. The record is from the annotation of a GenBank genome assembly.